Molecule: messenger RNA, 2869 nt
Organism: Drosophila grimshawi
Lineage: Eukaryota; Metazoa; Arthropoda; Insecta; Diptera; Drosophilidae
Product: fez family zinc finger protein erm
Exons: 3
Coding region: 217-2337 (706 amino acids)
Cellular component (GO): nucleus
Source: RefSeq, a predicted model, not a curated record
AAAUUGACGUCUUGAACGCGCGCGGUCGCAAUUUUAAUGGUUCCUUCGAGGGUUAUUCCCGUGCAAAUUAAACGGACAGCUUUCACUCUGUGUCUGUGUGUGUGAGCACCUGUGAGUGCGUGCGUCUCUCUCUCUCUCUCUCUCUCUGUGUGUGAGUGCAGUUUAUAGAGGACUCGCUUAAGAAAUAUGGACUAAGAAGUCAACACACACACACAAAUGUCGGCGAUAUGUCCUGGAGCAUUUGCUGGCUUGAUUAGUCUAGGACCGAUUUGGCGAAGAACAACGAGGGAAAGACAUCAAACCCGGAUUUUAAUUAACCAAACAAAUACCAAACGAAUAUUUGUUGAAGAUCUCGCUAGUCCGCGUGGCAUGCAACCGUGUAGUCCAUCGGGAGUUGUCGCUAUGAUGCCGCCAUCGAAGAGUCCCAUCAUGGAAACCGCCGCCAGUGAUAGCAAUCAAACCAACAGCAAUCAAACGAAUACAGCAAGCAGCGAUGCCAAGCGCUCCUGUCCCUUGAAGUUCUCCAUUGCCAAGAUCAUGGAGCCGGACAAUAAACCGCCAACUAUAUCCACCCAACAGCAGCAGCAGCAGCAGCAGCAGCAACAGCAGCAGCAACAACUGCAGGAGGAUGAUCAACCCAAUCCGGAUAUGUAUGCCGAUUCCGAGCGCUCUUGCAGUCCGAUUGAGGUCACAGGCGAUGACGAUGAGGAACCAGCUGCAAUGGCUGCCAUCAACUACGAUUCGGCUUUCAAGAAAUAUGUGCCCGGCUCCAGCUCCAGCUCCAGCUCAGCCACAAUGUCAGCCACAGCAGCUUCGGCUUCAGCUUCGGCCGUGCAACAGUUUGUCAGCACACGGCACCAGGAGUUGCUAUCGCAGUACCCGCUGCUCUACUACGCACCCAAUCAGCUGAUGUGUGCCGCUGCUGCUGCCCAGUAUGCCGCAUUGACUGCCCAGCAGCAGACGCUGGCGAGUGCUGCGCACAUUAGCAGCUUCACUGCCUCCCUCAAUGCCACCCUGCAUCAUUCACAGUCGCUGCGUCGCAAUUUGGGACAUCCGUUGGCCGCCGCAGCCGCUGCUGCCGCAGUUGCUCAAUCGCAGUCGCAGCAACAGCCAGCAGCAGCCCAACUACCACAACAGAGUCUUGAGAAGUCUCCGAUUCGUACGCCACAUGCCCCGCAACAUGCUAGCCUCAAGCGCAAGCGUUCGCCACAAGCUGAUCUUACCACGCCGCCGUUGAGCCUGCCGCUAGCUUUGCCAUUGCCACCACCAGUUGCAAUGCCACCGCGCUCUCGUUCGCCAUCGCCGCACGGCUCGCUGGAGGACAACAGCAGCCCGGGCUCGGCCAAUGGCGGCAAGCCGAAGACCUUCUCGUGCUUGGAGUGCGGCAAGGUGUUCAAUGCCCAUUACAAUCUAACGCGCCACAUGCCGGUGCAUACGGGUGCCCGUCCGUUUGUGUGCAAGGUGUGCGGCAAGGGUUUCAGGCAGGCAUCGACGUUGUGCCGCCACAAGAUCAUACACACCUCGGAGAAGCCGCACAAGUGCCAGACCUGUGGCAAGGCCUUCAAUCGCAGCUCGACGCUCAACACCCACGCCCGCAUCCAUGCCGGCUACAAGCCGUUCGUCUGCGAAUAUUGUGGCAAGGGCUUCCACCAGAAGGGCAACUACAAGAACCACAAGCUGACGCAUAGUGGCGAGAAGGCAUACAAGUGCAGCAUCUGCAACAAGGCCUUCCAUCAGAUCUACAAUCUCACCUUCCACAUGCACACGCACAACGACAAAAAGCCCUACACUUGCCGGGUGUGCGCCAAGGGCUUCUGUCGCAACUUCGACCUGAAGAAGCACAUGAGGAAGCUGCACGAGAUUGGCGGCGAUUGCCUCGACGAUGAUUUGCCGCCGGCGUACGAGCGCCGACGGGCCUACACCCGACGGGAACCACUCUCCAACUACAGUCAGACCAGCCAGUUGACGCCGGACUCCUCGUCGGGCAGUAUGUCGCCGCCGAUUAAUGUGACCACCCCACCACUGUCCAGCGGCGAGGGCAGCAAUCCGGCCUGGACGCGCACAUCCUAUCAGGAGACAACUACCGCAGCACCGCCACCCACUAAUUUUCAUCAUCAUCUGCAACAUUUGCAUGCGCCGCCAGCCGGGUUGCAUGCUGAAUAUGCGGCCAGUUCCCCGUUCCUUCAACUAGCUCAUCCCGCACAACAGCAGCAUCAACAUCAACAACAACAGCAGCAGCAACAGCAUCAGCAUCAGCAGCAACAUCAUCAGCAGCAGCAGCAACGCUUGACAGCAGCUGCUCUGGAGAAUGUGCCGUUCAUAGCCAAGGUAUUUUGACAGAGAUACUAUGCGGAAAAUCUGGCCAGUUGUACGGCAACAGCAGCUUCUGCCGCUUCAGCGGCUGCCGUCGCCUCGAAAUCAGUGUCGACAAAGAGCUCAACGAGUUUGAGUAGCGCUGAUCUGUUGAUCGAUUGACUGCAGUUUGUUUCGACUGCUGCAACAAUGCCGCAGGAAGCUACAAACACUUCAGUCACGCAAGAACUUGAGGCUGCCUCAAUGGAGCUCAGUUGCACUACCCUCGGUAGUGCUGUGCGUGCCCUGAAUGGACUCUUCUAGGAUGCAGCCGGAGUAGAGCGACUUACUUGUCUACUUGUCAACCAGCAACCCACCAAAUGGUUUCAACAAUAACCUGUGCAAUAUAUCUAUAUAUAUACAUACAUGAAUAUUCAGUACCAAUCCAACUUAGCAGUAGGGAUAUCCCCGAUUCGAGCGAUCUAUGUUUGCAGCACCCAGGCUACGAAAAUAUACUUAGUAUGUGUGAUUUUUUGAGCGAAUUUAUGUCAAUUUUAUUUAUACAAGUGUAAAUAUU